AUUGUAGCGGACACACUCAUAAAGUCAGAGCAAACGGUCACGUCUGCUAAUCCAUCGCGUGACGGGAUAUGAUCCAGUGACAAAAAGUACAACACAAAAUGUUGAAAAUAUUUAAACAUAGCAGUAAAGCGUAUCACGGAUUCCGACAAACGGUGGUACAAAAACGAUCUUUCUUAUCGGAAGCAUAUCGGUGUGAAGAAGCAUGGAAAGCUCGACUUCAGUCUCCAUUGUUACAAAAAUUUAAGCCAGAGGACUUAUUUGUAACCUUGGACCAUAAAUAUAAUACUGCUGGAAAAGUUAGUGCAGUUGAUAUUGACAUAUUUGCAAAUAGUGUAGAAGGAAAACAUCAGGUAGAAGAAUUAAUGAUUUUACUUCAAAAUCUGAGACGAAGUGCAGAAGCAGCAAAUAUAUUAGACUCAACACAUCAUGCUGUCAUAAGAUAUUUGUUAGAUAAUGAUUGUAUGGAUGAACUUAUGAAUGUGCUAUAUAACAGACUUAACUUUGGUAUUUUUCCUGAUCAUUUGAGUUACAAUAUACUUAUGGACACAUACCUAAAAAGGAAAGAUUAUGCCAGUGCUGCAAAAGUUGCUGCUUUAUCUAUGCUCCAAGAAGAUCAAGAGAAUCCAAUAACUAAUGCAUUAUCCAUAUAUGCUUGUCAUAAAUACUUAGAAAACCCUGAUACGUGGCAAAAACCACCAGAGCCAAUAGAAAAUUCUAAAGAGGAGAUCAGAGUACGUGUAGCUUAUCUUAGAAAUCCUUAUUUUGAUGACCAUUUUGAUCUUACAGAUCCAUAUGAUUUAGUGGGAAAAACAUUAGCUUUUCAAGGAAAAGCUAUGAAUGAUACAUUAGGAAGGACUUGUCAAUUAAGAGGUUUAAUACUAUACAAAAAAUAUCAAGAUGCAUCAAAAUUAAUAAAACAAUGGUUAACUGAAGUUAAAGGAGAUAUUGUUUAUAAUGAAAUAUUUAAUUUGAUUGAGAAAGAUAAUAAAAACAUGUACAAAGAAGAAGCACCAAAUGAAUUUAAACAAUUAAUGUCAGAAGUCAAUGAAUUAAAACAGAAGGAUUCAUGUAAGGAUAGUUUAAUUGAAGCACUUGAAAAUAAUGUUAAGUGUGCAGUUGAUAAGCAACAUGAUGUAGAUAUAAAUGAACAGUUACAGUGGGAUGAUCAAAGACAUGUAGUAUUAGGCAAGCAAUUAAAAGAAAUAAAUCAACAAAGUAGAAUCGAAAAUGUAGCUAAAUUAAAGAAAGAUCUAGAAAUACGCGAAAGAUUUUUAACUUUCUUUGAAAAUGAAGAACAAAUAGAACUAGAGAUAGAGAAAAAGGAAGCGAUAGAGCAGGCCGAGUUGGAUCGUAUUAAAAAAUUGCACCGUGUUGAGUUGAAAUUGAAGAAAUUGGAACUGCAAGAAGAAUAUGUACCACCUAAAAUUGAGCGUCGCAAAAACUAA
Molecule: messenger RNA, 1445 nt
Organism: Habropoda laboriosa
Lineage: Eukaryota; Metazoa; Arthropoda; Insecta; Hymenoptera; Apidae
Exons: 3
Coding region: 99-1445 (448 amino acids)
Cellular component (GO): mitochondrion
Molecular function (GO): protein binding
Source: RefSeq, a predicted model, not a curated record